Messenger RNA from Protopolystoma xenopodis, 498 nucleotides. The record is from the annotation of a GenBank genome assembly. NCBI's taxonomy places the organism in Eukaryota, Metazoa, Platyhelminthes, Monogenea, Polystomatidea, Polystomatidae.
AUGAUACAAUGGCCGAUUUUCAGUAUCUGGUGUUUCAAGGCGAUUUCGACUCCGAAAGGCUCCAGAUGUCUGGCUGAACACGAUCAGAAGACAACCUUUCACCCUUCCAGAAACGGAGAAAUGGAAAUCCCAUUCACAAAUGGCAACUGUAAUGCUAUUGAUAAUGACGAUAGUAUUCAUACCACGGAAAAUCUGUCCUGCUUGGACAAUUGGGCGGCAAAGCCUCUCGAACCUUAUUUUACAAGGGCAAAUGGUCGUGGGCAUUCUGGAAACUUCGAUUCGACGAUGCGCUUAAAGGAAUUCGGCUGGAAUAGCUUUCAUUUCGACAAAAAGCGAUCCGCAAAUUGGCCAGACCAAACACCGAAAGAGGAAAGCGACUCAGGGCCUGUCGGAGCUGGAGGAAAUGGUAUCAACGCCUGCUUCGAGCUGGGAUCAAGAAUUGAAGUCUGGAUCAAUUUACAGAUUCACUUCGUUCAGUCAAGCAACAGGCGGUCGGCC